AUGAAUGGACAGGACUGGAGCAGGGGUAUGAAGGCAAUUGUUACUGUAUUCCAGAACCUGUCAUCAUUUCAUGUUUUCUCACCUGGAGUGAAGAUGGUGAGUGUGGGGGUAGGUACAAGGUCAGAUUGGGUAAGAAACUCCAGUCCGGGAUCUGGAACUUAUAUAGAGACAGAUGAGGCUGUCUUGCGAAGAAGGCAAAAGCAGAUAGAUUAUGGGAAAAAUACCAUUGGUUACCAGCACUUUGUCCAACAAGUUCCCAGGAUGGCUCGCCAAUCAGGUAUUCAUCCCUGUACCCCAAAUAAAUAUAAGAAGUACAGUCGUCGCUCAUGGGACAUGCAGAUUAAGCUUUGGCGAAGGGCACUUCAUGGUUGGGAUCCACCUGGACAUGAGAGGGAAGAGCUGGUGACCAAAAUGGAUCUUUUGUCUAAUCUCCCAAACGACUGGUUUGAUGCUCAGUGUAUUCAGGAAAAUAUUUGUAAAGAAGUCCUAGGAGAACAGAUUUCUGGAUUGUCAUCUUCUGGCCAUUUUUAUCCGCUGCUUCAGGAUACUCCCUCCAACAGGGAAUAUUUCAAGGAAGACGUUGAAGACUGUCCAUUUGACUCCUGGCUCUUAUUUUGUUCUCAUAGGAUCCCGGCACAGUCUAAAGAUCUAAAGGAGAACAAUUAGAGCUAAUUUCAAGGAGGUUUUUUGCCACUGUGGCCCACUUGUAUUGUCACUCAGUUUGCUACAAAAUCCAUAAUUUUGUUAACAAGAUGAUCUUCCAUUUCUAUAUUUGAUAGUGUUCUAUAUAGAGUAAUCAUUAUUUGGCUAGAACACAAAGCAUUUCCUGUUGUCUCUCCAUAUUUCUAUUAUAAGUGUACAUUAUAAAGCAAUUGAUGACUGCUAUUAAACUAAAGCAUUGUGGCUUGUUGGUUGCAGUAAGGAAAUUGAGAAUCAAAGUUCUGAAAUAUGUACAGGUAACUAAAUUGCUCUGAGCUCAUGUUCUAUCACUAGAUUUGUUAUUGGUUAAUUCCAGUCUGUUUCACAUAUGCACUGUGAUUGGAUAAAAUAAUAUGUUUUGUAUUUG
Molecule: messenger RNA, 1066 nt
Organism: Protobothrops mucrosquamatus (brown spotted pit viper)
Lineage: Eukaryota; Metazoa; Chordata; Lepidosauria; Squamata; Viperidae
Product: oocyte-specific histone RNA stem-loop-binding protein 2-like
Exons: 6
Coding region: 1-666 (221 amino acids)
Biological process (GO): mRNA 3'-end processing by stem-loop binding and cleavage; mRNA transport
Cellular component (GO): cytoplasm; histone pre-mRNA 3'end processing complex
Molecular function (GO): histone pre-mRNA stem-loop binding; mRNA binding
Source: RefSeq, a predicted model, not a curated record